AUGCCCGCGCCCCUCCAGGUCAUCGAGGACGCUAGCGCUGAGGAGCCGGCAUCGCAACCGACUUCACCAUCAAGGAGUACACACGCAAGCAUCAACCAAUCUCCAACCCGGACGUUGGACGACGUUCGCUUACAGGUAGCAGAAAGCCUCGCCUUCCGCGCUUUUCGCAAGGCGGAGACUGUCGAUGGCACGAAAGUCGGCGUCGUCACAACCCUUUCCCACCACUCUGAUGAGCGCUUCCUCAAACUCGUCGCUUCUGCCGUGAAGCGAACUGUCCUCACGAGCAGCCACCUCUUUGCAGUCGCCGCACCGAGCACGGUGCCGGAGGAGGUCAGACCACUGCUAUUCUGCGGCUCCGACGACGUGGCUGUACAACGCGCAGGCUUACUCAUCGCCUCCAAGUUUCUUGGCCGAGUGACGACGACGCAUUCCGUUGAGAGCGGCAUAUGGAUUGGCACAGCGCGUGGCCUCGGCGUCACAUCGUUUGACGACGCCGCACUUUGGGACGUCGUCCGCAAAGCAUCGCGCGCUCUCAUGGAUCCUCUCACCCCUCCUCCGGGCUCCCGUAGCAUAUCCCAGCUGCUGUCUGAUGCUCGCGCGCGCCUUGAACGUAUCACCCCCCGGCAGGCAUACGAUGAAGCCCAUGAUAGCACAAACCCAUGGCCAGUGGUGCUCGUUGAUAUCCGCCCAGACGCCCAGCGCCGCGCUUCCGGCAGCAUCGCGGGCUCGCUCUUCAUCGAACGCAAUGUGCUCGAAUGGCGGUUCGACCCACGCUGUGCGCAUCGCUUGGCCGUCGCGAAUCGCUAUGACCUACGUAUCAUCGUGUUUUGCCAGGAAGGCUACACGUCUUCGCUUGCCGCAGCGUCCUUGCAUGAUCUAGGCAUGCUCAAUGCGACGGAUAUAAUUGGCGGGUUCAGCGCAUGGAAAGAAGCAGGUCUCCCCGCUGAUGUUGUGCCGGUGCCCCCUUCACGGUCGUCUGUCUCGCCGAGCGACGAGUAUUAG
This is a messenger RNA of Postia placenta MAD-698-R-SB12, 1002 nucleotides long. RefSeq lists its product as hypothetical. Lineage: Eukaryota; Fungi; Basidiomycota; Agaricomycetes; Polyporales; Adustoporiaceae. Bases 1 to 1002 code for a protein of 333 amino acids. The record is from RefSeq and is a predicted model, not a curated record. The transcript has a single exon.